This is a messenger RNA of Eruca vesicaria subsp. sativa (arugula), 2235 nucleotides long. The record is from the annotation of a GenBank genome assembly. NCBI's taxonomy places the organism in Eukaryota, Viridiplantae, Streptophyta, Magnoliopsida, Brassicales, Brassicaceae.
ACACACAUCUCUCUUUGUCUCUCUACAUUCUUUUAUGAGUUUCGUUACAUAGAAGAGAGAGAGAAUCAGAGCACCCCCACAAGAGAUAACUUUUUGUUCUUCCAAAAUUUACAUUCUACCGGAAACAGAAGAAGACUUUGCCUGAUCUUUUGUAAUAAUACACACUACUUGCAUUUGCAGGAAGAAGAGUAAUUGAUGUUGAAGACAAUGUUACUUCACGUGGUUUUAUUCUUCUUCCUAAUCAGCUCUGUCGCCGGUGGCUUAUCGAUAUGCAACUGCGACGACGACGACAGUUUCUUCACCUUCGAGGCAAUCCUCCAAUCGCAAAAAGUCGGCGAUUUCCUAAUCGCAGUCGCUUAUUUCUCCAUCCCAAUCGAGCUUCUCUACUUCGUAAACCGCACCAACGUCCCCUCACCUUACAACUGGGUCGUCUGCGAGUUCAUAGCCUUCAUAGUCCUCUGUGGCAUGACUCAUCUCCUCGCUGGGUUCACUUACGGGCCUCAUUGGGCCUGGGUCAUGACAGCUGUCACUGUCUUCAAAAUGCUGACUGGGAUAGUCUCUUUCCUCACGGCUAUCUCUCUAGUCACUCUCUUGCCCUUGCUUUUAAAAGCAAAGGUUAGAGAGUUUAUGUUGAGUAAGAAGACUAGAGAGCUUGGUCGUGAGGUUGGGAUUAUAAUGAAACAGACCGAGACUAGUUUGCAUGUUCGUAUGCUUACUAGUAAGAUAAGAACGUCUUUAGAUAGGCAUACUAUACUUUACACUACGCUUGUGGAGUUGUCAAAGACUUUGGGGUUAAAGAACUGCGCGGUUUGGAUACCUAAUGAGAUUAAAACGGAGAUGAAUCUUACUCACGAGUUGAGACCGAGGAGUGAUGAGAAUGUGGGUGUUGGUGGUGGUGGUGGUGGUUAUGGAGGUGGUUUUUCGAUACCAAUUACUGAGUCUGAUGUUGUGAGGAUUAAGAGAAGUGAAGAGGUGAAUAUGUUGAAUGCUGGCUCUGCGCUUGCCUCGGUUACUAGCCGAGGCAAGCCAGGAGACCAUACUGUUGGGAUCAGAGUCCCUAUGCUUCGUGUUUGUAACUUUAAAGGAGGGACGCCUGAGGCGAUCCACAUGUGUUACGCGAUCUUGGUUUGUGUGCUCCCGUCGCGGAGCUGGACUUACCAAGAGCUUGAGAUCGUCAAAGUUGUUGCUGAUCAAGUCGCCGUUGCGAUCUCUCACGCUGUGAUACUCGAAGAGUCUCAGCUUAUGAGGGAGAAGCUCGCGGAACAGAACCGGGCGCUUCAGGUGGCGAGGGAGAACGCGUUGAGAGCUAACCAAGCCAAAGCUGCGUUUGAGCAGAUGAUGAGUGAUGCGAUGAGGCGUCCUGUUCGGUCUAUUUUAGGCUUGUUGCCUAUGAUGACACAAGACGGGAAGUUAGAAGAGAAUCAGAAGGUUGUCGUUGAUGCGAUGGGGAGAACCAGCGAGCUAUUGUUGCAUCUUGUGAACAAUGCUGGGGAUGUAACACGUCCUGGUGAGAUGCAUUGUUUUAGUUUGCGUUCUGUUGUGAAGGAAACGGUUUGCUUGGCGAGGUGUUUAUGUGUGGGGAAUGGUUUUGGUUUCUCAACGGAAGUUGAUAGAUCAUUGCCUGAUUACGUCGUGGGGGAUGCUAGAAAGGUGUUUCAAGUGAUCUUGCAUAUGCUAGGAGGUUUGGUGAACAGGGAGAUCAAAGGGAAUGUGAGUUUCUUGGUUAAACCGGAAAGCAGUGGAAACUCAGAAGUAGGUAGCCAAGAAGCGGUUUGGCGACAAUGCUAUUCCAAAGAGUACAUCAAAGUUAAAUUCGGAUUCGAGGUAGAGACUGUUACUAGUAGUAGUAGUAGCGUUACGAGCUUCAACAUCAGUGAAGAUAUUGUAAAGUUAAUGCAAGGGAACAUUAGGGUGGUGGAAGAUGGUUCAGGUUCGGUGAAAAGGCUCUCGGUUGUUUUCAGGUUCCAGCUUCGGCGAUCUAUGCUGCCACUAGGCGGUGGAUAUUCUGGAGAAAGUAUUAAAACAGCAACUAGUAGCGAUCAUUGGCGUCAGGAAGAGAUAAGAUAAGGGGUUGAUUAUGAAAAUUUGUAUUGAGAAAAUGGUUAACUAAAGAUGGUUGUAUAAACCUGAAAAUUAUAAGGUUUAUGAACCAACCUAUCAUUGUAGACUUGUUACUUCAUACUGUUAGAUAACAGAAUUUUAAAAAGUUACUAGAUUUUAACCCGCGCAACCGCG